Messenger RNA from Verticillium dahliae VdLs.17, 531 nucleotides. RefSeq lists its product as uncharacterized. Lineage: Eukaryota; Fungi; Ascomycota; Sordariomycetes; Glomerellales; Plectosphaerellaceae. The record is from RefSeq and is a predicted model, not a curated record. The transcript is spliced from 2 exons. The coding region runs from base 1 to 531 and encodes 176 amino acids.
AUGGGGUACCGGCUGUGCAGUCUGGCCGCCAUCUCGAGAGAGUAUGAUCAUGGCAUCACGAGACACAAACUGUUCAAUGCAGACAUUCUGCAUAAGGAGACGCCUACUAUGUACGUUACUUCCUUGGAAACAUUGAAUCUCUCCGGAGCUCUUCCUCUCGGAGCGCCACAGAGGCCCGUGUCAGGUGGGAGGAGUCUCUCCCGGGGUUCUGCACCCCAAGGCCAUUCCCCUGGAAGGCACCCCGUUCGGGGGGGAAGAAAGGAAGCCACGGCCAUGGGGAGGGCAGGGAACACCAAGGAGGGUGCGCCACCAGCAUCCGAAAGUGGAGAAGGGGUCACAGGGGUCUUUCCUUUCCCCUUCCUCAAGCGGACCUACCACAAUCGUGUCUGUCAACCGAAAUGGCACAGUCCUGAUGAGCCCAAAGAGAGCUGCCAUGUACACAACGCCCCGGCAAUGCAGAUAGGAGCUAUCAACGCCAUCGCCCACCGGAUCAAUGGUCUACACGGCACACGCCGCUCGUGGCUGGCGUGA